AUGAUUAGAACCAGACCAAAAUCUAGCAUUUCAUCAUUAAAUAUUAACGAAGAUAAACUCCGAAAACUCCAAAAGGAAUUUUCUAAAUCCUUAUUAUUAUAAAUGUCAAAUCAGAAAUAUUUAAAUACAAUUUAUAAAAAAAUACAAAAUAUUUGAUUAGCUAACUAAGAGGCCAAAACCGAAUAAGGAUUUCUUCUAAAAAAGUUUCAAAAAGUGAAAGACAAAGUCCAGUCACCUCAAACUCCACAAACCAGUUACCAAAACCUUACGAAGUCUUACAAAACUAUUUAAAAAAGCGAAACACAGAAAACCAAGAGUUCAGUCCUUGCCACGAAGCCAAUACCUCUCGUAAAGGCUUCAUCUCAACCCCAAAACUCCACACAAAACCUGCACAUCGUCGAGUAUUUUCUGACCACUUCCCAGUCAGUCCUAACAUUCCAACUAAGCUAGAAGAAGCCGAAAAGCCAAGUUUUUUCCUCGAUUUCUCCCAAAAAAUCCCACCAAAAGUCGAGGUCAGAAAAAACUCAUAUUUUGAUUUAAAUUUAACCCCAAGAAAAAAAUCGCCAUUAAACACCUCAAAACACAAUUCCAUAAAUCUCUCAAGCUCCGAACUCCAAAACGAAGAAGAAAACAGAGAAAAACUCCUCCAAUACAUUUCCUCUUAUUACAAAAAGCAUUUAGAAGAGCCUACAUCCUCUUUAGAGUUUUAUCAAGUAGGCGAAAUGAUCGGUAAAGGCUCAUUUGGAAGAGUUAUGUUAGGCGUCCAUAGACUGACAGGCCACAAAGUUGCCCUCAAAGCUAUUGAAAAAAUCCAUAUGAAAAACGAAGACUCCAGACGUAAAGUUUUACAUGAAGUUUUAAUCCUGAAAAAAGUCCGCCAUAGCCGAGUCAACCGAAUUCUUGAGGUUUUUGAGUCCUCAAAAUUUUUUUAUAUAGUUAUGGAAUACGCAGGAGGUGGCGAUCUUCUUCAUUUUGUAAAAAGAAAAGGAAAAAUCUUGGAAGGCGAAGCUAAAAGGAUUUUCAGACAAAUUCUUGAAGGGGCUAUCGCAAUUCAUUCACAUGGGAUUAUUCAUAGAGAUUUUAAGCUUGAUAACAUUUUGAUUGAUUCUGAUUAUUCUUCAGUCAAAAUUUGUGACUUUGGGGUAAGCAGGUCAUUUAAACGAGGAGACAUGAUAUAUGAACAAUGUGGGACCCCUGCAUAUUUAGCUCCUGAAAUGAUUAUAGGAAGAGGCUAUGAAGGCCCUUCAGUCGAUAUCUGGAGUUUAGGCGUCCUUCUCUAUGCAAUGCUGUGUGGAACUGUCCCUUUUAAAGCUAAAAAUCUGAAUGAUCUGCAUAAAAUGAUUUUAUUAGGAAAAUAUGCAAUCCCAGAGUACAUGUCAGAUGAAGCUAAAGAUUUAAUUUCACUAUUUUUAAACCCAAUCCCACAAUACCGCAUUUCUUUAAAAGACGCAUUAGAGCACCGAUGGUUUUUCACUGAAGAUACAGAGCCAGAAGCUCCUCGGCCUCGAUUUUCUGACCUGCAGACAGACCGUGAUUUAGAAAAAAUUGACGAUUCUAUAGUUUCUCAAGUCGCCAAGUUUGGCUACCCUAAGAGUUAUAUAAUUAACUCCCUUAAAAACGGCGACCUCACACAUUCCACCGCAUCUUAUUAUAUUUUGCAAGACCAUGCAUUAAAGCUACAAGCUUUAAACCCAUGUGUAUAA
Blepharisma stoltei is the source of this 1703-nucleotide messenger RNA. The record is from the annotation of a GenBank genome assembly. NCBI's taxonomy places the organism in Eukaryota, Ciliophora, Heterotrichea, Heterotrichida, Blepharismidae.